AUACCGGCACUGCAGGUAGUCGGUCUUCAUACUUAGCAAAUCGACGGUAUGGAUAGUUGGGCAGUUACGCUGGUGUUCCCGUUGACGUAUCGGAUAUCGACUGGGUUGCUCAUGUUACGCCACAUGUUCGAUGUUCGAUGAAGCCAAUGGGAGAUGCAUAAUUCAGACGUCGAUGACAGAAAUAUGGAGGGAGAAACGAUGAACCUGACGACGGGCGUUAUUUAACUGUAUCGACUGGAUAUCUAUACAUGUGACGGGAACCGUACUCACUGCGCGUGAUCCGCGGCACAUCGACAUUCCCCCACGAGUGACUCCUGGGAUAAUGCGCUCAAUAAGCAGAUAGAUCAAACAAAACUCUUCGCAAAUUUCUUGAUCUACGACUCAUCAUCCAACUUGACAAUAAAAUUAAUCGGUGACUUUGAUCCGUUCAUCGGCAUUUACGGAAAGCAUAUUUACGUAAUCCAGCCAUCAUGCAUCCCAUUUCUGGGAAAGUACACGCACAAUGUACGAACAAAGACGAUGGGAAUCAAUGCCUGGAUCAUUUAUUGAACAUUAGCGCAUCCUUUCCGGCGUUAACUGCAUUUUUUGCAUUUAUUCCUGACCGGCUAAUCAUAUUCUGUCGUGUGUCGAAUGGGAUGCCGGCAAUGUGAAAAAAUGUAUUACAGCGUCGUUAUCCUUGGAUGCAGCCUGAUAGCCAUGCAUACAAUAUCCGCUGACCAGUGCGAAUUGCGCUUUGUCCUGCUAGCACCUACGGCCAUGAGUUCGCUGCUGGUCAGAGAAAUGGAACGCAGUCUGACGACCGUGCAGCGCCGGCCCAAUACACUCUACCAGUUGGUGGAUCUAUCGGCUAAUGUGUCGUCUGCGCCGCUCAGCGGAACAGGCGGGAGGGUAAUUGUAGACGAGCCGGAAGUUGGCCGGUUGGCCAGUUAUUACUAUGGAGUAGGAAAAAGUGCACCUUUUCUGGCACUUCCGCUGCUUAGCGAACCCAUGGCGGUGGAUGUGGCCGGCUUGGCCCGCGAAUGGCGAGUCCCUGUGAUAAGGAGUGUUUGGAGUAGUCGACGCAAUUUGCGCCUGCCACCAGAUGCCCUCGUGGUCAAUAGUGAAAUCGGAUACAUUGCCGACGUCGCUCAAGCCCUUCUUGCCUUCUUCCGACUGCACCUCUUCAGCAACGUUGCAAUAAUAUGUGACGCCCAGGAAAAGGACAUCUUCCUUCGACAAACCUGUGAUUAUUCCCUAUUAGUCUUCAGACAAGAGAAAUUCGAUGUGAUCUAUGUGGAAAUCCCGGAAAAUCAACGCGGAAAUGAUAGAUGUGGCGAUGCGCUUCAGAAAGCGAAAGUUGCUGCGCGCGCGUUUACUUUCGUAUUGCCGGAUGUGUUGUUAAAGUCAUGCUUGGAAAGUGCAGCACAAAUGGGCUUUUCGGAUGGAAGUUAUGUUUUUGUUGCGGUUAAAUCUCCGACAAUAAAAGAAUCCUUACUUGCGACAAAUACGCCAACAAAUACAUCGGCAAAUACGGGUUUAUCAACCGUGCCACCGCCAACAAACCUUUUUUCUCAAGUAUUCUUUGUUUAUUCCAAUUCGGCGGCACUGGACGACAUUACGGAGAUGUCACAAAAACUUGCCAAAAUUAAGAUCAAUCCAGCGCUGUUCUCACACCAAGAAAUACUAACAUUGGCGUCCGUUCAACGCACUAUGGAUUUAUUUUCUAAGGCUCUGGAGCAAGAACAGAGCCCAAAACAGUCCAUUAACCACAACACCUGGAACUGUUCCAUUCCUGCAUCCUAUGUUUUUCUUAUCCGCGGCAUGCAAAGUGCACUUUUGGCGUCCAGAAGGGCCGCAUCGAAAUCCCUGGUGACUUUCCAAAGAGUUGCCGCAGCCGACGCGGAUGCUUCAUUGGCGGUGUUUGCCGAAUUCGAUCCGAGUAGCGCGCAGGGACUGAAUGUGGUGAUGGACCGAGACACUUUUAUUGCAACAUGGCCGGGUGGUACUUUUCCGCCGCCUAACGUGCCCUUCUGUGGCUUCCGCAACGAUGCUGAUCAAUGCCAAGCAGCAGAUAAUACCAUUAUGGCCAUUAUUGCCGCGCCUUGUGUUCUGAUCAUCAUAGGCAUUGCUUACUUAUUGCACCAGCGGAAAAAAGAAGCCGGAGAAGAAACCAAGAAACCGGCUGUAGCGGCAGAAUCCAACCAAUUCGAGCAGCUGGACCCAUCCAAAUGGGAAAUCAAAGAAGAAGAAUUACGUCCGGCGAUUAACCAGACGAUGGCCAAAUCGCUAAGGGCGCUGUCACGCAUCUCCCUAAACGCCUCUGUCGUCGGCUCCACCGCAACGCAGAUACAAAAGAUGCAACCCGAAGUGCACAUCUUUAUGGGGCGUAAUGUAUGGGUCAAGUCCAGGGAAUUGUCGUACAGUUUUGUUCCGGAAGGCGAAACACUAAUCUAUAUUCAAAAGGCACGGCGUCUCAAUCACGCAAGUAUGGCGCAGUUUUUGGGUGUGGUGCUAUCAAGUGAUCCCUUGGUGUACGAAAUGAAAAUGGUUAUGGAAUACUAUCAACGAGGAAGCCUUCAAGAUCUCAUCGGACAGGAGGACAUGGAUUUUUCCUUUCCGCUGAAAGCCGUAUUUAUUCGUGACAUUGUUGCGGCGAUGACCUUUGUGCACAAUUCUUUUAUUGCCUGCCAUGGCUCACUAAAAAGCCCUAAUUGCUUAAUCAGUGAACGAUUUACAAUCAAGAUUACCGAUUAUGGAUUAAAUGUCUUUCCUGUUCAUCCACCAGCCGUUGAAGCCGAUGAAUAUCUGUACCAUGGGCUUCUGUGGACAGCACCGGAGAUUCUGCGAGGACCGAUCAUUCGUGUGCGCAAGGGAAGCAAAGAAGGGGAUGUGUACAGUUUUGCCAUUAUUUUGCAAGAAAUCCUCACCCAAACCGAGCCGUACUACGAUUUCCAGACGAAUUCUGCCUUAUUGCCAAAAGAAGUCGUCCACCUACUAAUUCAGAAAUCUGGAAAACCUCACCGUCCGGAAGUGCCAUCUGAUAAAUGCUCACCGGAAUUAAUGGCCGUAAUGCGCACAUGCUGGGCGGAAAAUCCCGCCGAACGUCCAACCUUCAAAGCGUUAGGCGCCACCCUGGACCGAACACCGGGAUUUGCUGGCAAGCAGACCUACCUCGACUACAUUCUGGGCAAAAUGGAGGAGUACAAUAACCAACUAGAGCACCGAGUGCGAGAAGCCACUUCCGGUUUGAUUGAGGAAAAAAAGAAAUCGGAGGAAAUUCUUGCCCAAAUGUUGCCUAAGGCCAUAUUGGAAAAGUUCAAGCGGGGAAUAAUUAUUGAGCCCGAGUCGUUCGACCAUGUUACGUUGGGGAUUACCGCGAUAAUAGAUUUCGCCAUGAUUGCCCACAACAGUACUCCGUACCAGAUAGUGGCCUUCCUCAACGAACUUUUUAUUAGAUUCGACGCAGUUAUAGAUCGUUUUGAUGUCUAUAAGGUUGAAACGAUUCAAGAUUCCUAUGUGAUUGCUAGCGGGCUUCCAGAUCGAAAUGGUCGCGCCCAUGCUUCUGAAAUCGGUACUACUUCGCUCGAUAUGUUGGAUACCGUUAAAACCAUUAAGAUCAAGCAUAUGGAGAAUCAUGAUGUGGAGAUGAAAGUGGGAAUUCAUACCGGCAUGCUGGCAGCCGGUGUGAUUGGUUUGAAAGCACCCAGAUACUGUUUAUUUGGAGAUACAAUCAAUACAGCAUCUAGGAUGUGCUCUACUGGCGAAGCUCAACGUGUACAAAUCAGUGAAUUCACAAAAUCCUUUCUGGAAGACUACGACAAAGAUAGGUUUAGCAUAGCCUUUCGCGGUGAAGCGGAAGUCAAGGGCAAAGGGAAGAUGCGGACAUUUUAUAUUGAUAAACCAGGAAGGUCAUAGCAAUAUAAACGUUUGUUGGUUCUAAAUUCUUUCUGUACAGAGAUUCAGAACAUUGCUUUACUGCUUGUUGAGAAAUUUUUUAUAACGC
This is a messenger RNA of Paramacrobiotus metropolitanus, 3982 nucleotides long. RefSeq names its product atrial natriuretic peptide receptor 1-like. Gene Ontology annotation, molecular function: peptide receptor activity; ATP binding; protein kinase activity. The record is from RefSeq and is a predicted model, not a curated record. Lineage: Eukaryota; Metazoa; Tardigrada; Eutardigrada; Parachela; Macrobiotidae. Gene Ontology annotation, biological process: receptor guanylyl cyclase signaling pathway; protein phosphorylation; intracellular signal transduction. The transcript is spliced from 23 exons. The coding region runs from base 631 to 3894 and encodes 1087 amino acids.